Molecule: messenger RNA, 630 nt
Organism: Mesitornis unicolor (brown roatelo)
Lineage: Eukaryota; Metazoa; Chordata; Aves; Mesitornithiformes; Mesitornithidae
Product: solute carrier family 22 member 6-A-like
Exons: 4
Biological process (GO): transmembrane transport
Molecular function (GO): transmembrane transporter activity
Source: RefSeq, a predicted model, not a curated record
CCUCCACCUCCACCCUCUCCCCGCCAGGCCCUGAGGUCCUACAUGCACAAGGAGACCACCUCCUCCAAGAGCCGUCACACCGUGCUGGACCUGGUCCGCACGCCCGUCGUGCGCCGCAUCUCCUGCUGCCUUUGCUUCGUGUGGUUCUCCACCAGUUUCGCCUACUACGGCUUGGCCAUGGACCUGCAGAACUUCGACUUCGACAUCUACGUCAUCCAGCUCAUUUUUGGGGCCGUGGACUUCCCGGCCAAGUUGGUCUCCGUCCUCACCAUCACCUACGUGGGCCGACGCUUCACCCAAUCCCUCACCCUCAUCUUGGCCGGCUUGGCCAUCUUGGCCAACAUUUUGGUGCCACGAGACCUGCGGGCGCUUCGGACCGCCAUGGCCGUCUUCGGGAAGGGCUGCUUGGCCGCCUCCUUCAACUGCGUCUUCCUCUACACGGGCGAGCUCUACCCCACCGUUAUCCGGCAGACGGGGAUGGGGUUGGGCAACACCAUGGCCCGCCUGGGCAGCAUCACGGCCCCGCUGGUGAAGAUGGCGGGUGAGGCGUUCCCCGUCCUGCCCUUCGUCAUCUACGGGGCGGCCCCGGUGGUGUCGGGGCUGGCGGCCGUUUUCUUGCCGGAGACGAGG